AUGGCUAUGAGGAAAAAAAUUCUUGGAGGAAAAAGCAAAAAACCAUCUAAGCCAAAUAGACCACCAUUAGAUUCACAAAAUCACAACAAUCAAGACCCUAAUAAACUAGCACAGCCUGAAGCUAAUUCACUGAACCCUAUUAAAAACGCUGAAUCCAGUCGCUCUCUGCCUAAAUCCGACAAUAAGAAAAAUCUUCCCAUCAAGCAAAUAUUUUCUGACGCUAAAAUCUGUCAAUCAGAGUUUGUGUCAUCUAUACAAAGCUUUCCAAAUAAUUUACCUAUUAUUCCAAGUUUGGAUGAAGGGCUUCCAGAUAUUGAUAAAGAAAUAUCUUACUUACUUAAUUAUCUGGUGUUUAAGGUGUCUAGUGCCGCAGCCCAAAAGGGCCUAUGGCAAAAACUAGUGACGUAGGCGAGCCAUCUUGGAACAGGUCAGCCCUGGUCAAGCCUUCUAUCAACUUCUGCUUCACCAGCCUUGCUGCACGUCUCACCCGGCGCGAUGCCGUCGCCCUUGUCUCGACUCAGCUCCUGCGCGUGUUCCGCCUAAGGGUCAUCCUCCCGUGGGGAUGUGCUGAGAGGUAAAAGCCCGAAAUCUUGAGAGGACUGAGGAGCAGUUCCUCUGGUUAUCCUCAGAGUUAAACCGCUAUUGCUGUCCAGAAGUUCUCGAGAGAAAACCUAACCCUAUAAAUAAAAUUCGAUGAGGGAGAGAAAAUUAGCAAAGCUAAUUUCUCUCGAACCGAAUGCUAUUUUAUUAUGAUAAAGAAAUAUCAAUUCGUCAAAGUGUUUAUCCUGAGCCUCAAGAAGAAUUCCUUCCUGAUAUUGAACCUAAAUAUAACAAUCCUCAAAUCCUACCUAAUCAUUUUACCCUACAAGCAGAUCUUCCAGAUAUUGAUGGAGCACUAUCAAAUCAUAAGCCUGAAGAAGAUUUUCUUCCUGAUAUUCGAAGCUCACAUGUCGAGCCAGAUCCAUAUGAUAAUCUUCCAGAUAUCAGCGCACCUCCAUCUGUCACACCUGGCUUGUCUACAAUCCCCAAGAAUUCCUUUAAAACAAUCCCAUAUACCCAACCUCAGCUAAAUAAUGAUAUUCAGCCUAUUUUAUCAGCCAUAAAAGAAAUAGAUGAAGAUCUCCCAGAUAUCUCAAGCUGAUCUACAGCUUAUCAAACAUCAAAUAGAAUCCCCCAAGAAGAUUUAAACGAAGAAGACCUUCCAGACAUUUCAAAUUACACUCAGAGUUCAACAGAAGAAAGCCAAAAAAGUAAUUUACAACAAAGCCUGCUAGGAAGCAUUUAUCAGUCUUGACAAAAAUCAAUGAUUGAAAGAAAAAAAGAAGCGUCUCCAAAAGAAAAAAAACCUAAAACCAUUAAAAUUCAGCUCCCAAUAAGCAUGAAAUGUGCAUAUUGCGAAAAUGAUAGGUAUGAGUCAGACUUUUUUCCUAUGCAUUAUGGUGCUGAAAAAGAAAUAAUCUGUAAAAUGUGCUGGAAUACUAGUGCAAUUGCAGCAGAAGGCGAAAAAAUAGAGAUUAAAAAUAAAUGCAGCACUUGUGAAGAGUGAAAACACAGGUAUUUUGGAGACCAAGUAUGCCCAAAUAACUGUAUUGUAUGCCAGGAUUGCCAGUAUUCAUAUAUAUUUAUUUGUAAAAUUCGUGGGAAAAAAGAAGAAACAUGUGUUUGCUGUGAUAGAAAACUAAACCUAAUUAUAUUGAUUGAAAAAUUAAGGUAGGCUUCCUAUUUGCUAGAAGAAAUAAUUAGUCUCAUAAAGCAAUUUUCAAUCAACAUUAUAAGAUAUAGUAAAGAAAAGCCAGCCUUGGCACAUAGUGGCAGCUUAA
Molecule: messenger RNA, 1820 nt
Organism: Blepharisma stoltei
Lineage: Eukaryota; Ciliophora; Heterotrichea; Heterotrichida; Blepharismidae
Source: the annotation of a GenBank genome assembly